AUGCCUCCGAAGACUACCUCUUAUGAUCCGGACGCUGAAUCUUCGGACCCAGAGACACCACGCAGCUUGCUUCUCAAACCCCUUCACCUGGUCACCCCCUGGUGCCUGCAAUGUUUUUGUACUUCACUUCGCAACUGGGACUACGGUCUGCCCUUUGAGCCGGAUUGCUGGUCUGACACUGUUGUAUCCAAGCUAUGCAGUCGUUGUAGUUCAACCCACGGCAAACGUGACUCGAUUUACCGGGGCAUUCGGGGCCAUGUUUUCGAGUUGAUGGCCUUGCUUGAGUUCGUAAAGCAAUACUGGGUCAACAACCAUGAUGGAUUUGGUAAACCAGACAUUGCAGAUUUUGUGUGGCUAGAACCGUUUAUCCGCAGUAUUCCCACUGCAGUCCAUGACCUCUGUCUUGCAUUUGAUAACCUGGCCGAGGCGCAUGGCAAGGCUCAUUUGUUGAUAGGAACUAAUGGUGCCAAAGCUGCCUACUCUGCCUGGUGCAAUGCCAGAGAGCAUGCAAUCUAUCCCCACAGACUGAUUCCUGAAAACCUGCAUCAGAAGUAUGCCUUGUAUGCCACAGAGCAUCUCCGUCUCAGAUUGGGGGAAGAAACACAAAUCCACUGGGCCGCCGCGCUCUAUGCCUUCCAUGAUACUGUUGAAGAGACUAUUAGGAACCAUUACACUAACCAGAGCGAUGAAGAUGGCACAGACACCGAUUUAUUAAAUGUGUUGAUCGAUUUCCAGGAAGGAUUCCCUCUGCAGCUUCUGGAGCUUUAA
Penicillium vulpinum is the source of this 768-nucleotide messenger RNA. RefSeq lists its product as uncharacterized. The transcript has 3 exons. Bases 1 to 768 code for a protein of 255 amino acids. The record is from RefSeq and is a predicted model, not a curated record. Lineage: Eukaryota; Fungi; Ascomycota; Eurotiomycetes; Eurotiales; Aspergillaceae.